AUGUCCUUCCUCUUCUCGAUCCAGGACUUCGACCGCACCCUCAACAGUGCCUAUGGAAGCCCCGUACUUCAAAUCUUUGUGGGUGUCUUCGGUCCUGACGGCGCCGUUGUGAUGUUCAGCCUCAUUAUCAUCUGCGUCUGGCACUGCGACCUCUUCAGUAUGACCUCCAACAGCCGCAUGAUGUUCGCCUUCUCACGAGACGGCGGCAUCCCACGCUUCUUCGCCCAUCCGCACCGUCUGGCUCGCUGCCUUCCUUGCGUUUCUCCUUUCCCUCCCCUCGCUGGGGAGGGACGUGGCAUUUGCCGCCGCAACAUCAAUGGCUACCAUUGGUUUAGACAUUUCCUACGGCAUCCCGAUCCUCAUCGGACUCAUUUACCCAACGCACUUCAACAGCAAAAGGGGCCAUUCAACCUAGGCCGCUUCUCCCGGCCCGUGGCGCUCGUGGCGAGCUGCUAA
Molecule: messenger RNA, 456 nt
Organism: Pseudogymnoascus destructans
Lineage: Eukaryota; Fungi; Ascomycota; Leotiomycetes; Thelebolales; Thelebolaceae
Exons: 1
Coding region: 1-456 (151 amino acids)
Biological process (GO): transmembrane transport
Cellular component (GO): membrane
Molecular function (GO): transmembrane transporter activity
Source: RefSeq, a predicted model, not a curated record